Pteronotus mesoamericanus is the source of this 963-nucleotide messenger RNA. RefSeq names its product olfactory receptor 13-like. NCBI's taxonomy places the organism in Eukaryota, Metazoa, Chordata, Mammalia, Chiroptera, Mormoopidae. The transcript is spliced from 2 exons. Gene Ontology annotation, molecular function: G protein-coupled receptor activity; olfactory receptor activity. Gene Ontology annotation, cellular component: plasma membrane. Bases 31 to 963 code for a protein of 310 amino acids. The record is from RefSeq and is a predicted model, not a curated record. Gene Ontology annotation, biological process: detection of chemical stimulus involved in sensory perception of smell; G protein-coupled receptor signaling pathway.
UUCUCGUUUAUAGCUGUAAGUCUGUGGAAAAUGGGCGAGAACCAGACUUCUGUCACGGAGUUCCUGCUCCUGGGAUUUCCCCUCAGCCCGAGGAUGCAGGUGCUCCUGUUUGGGCUGUUCUCCCUGCUCUUCGCCUUCACCCUGCUGGGCAAUGGGGUCAUCCUGGGUCUCAUCUCCUUCGACCCCCAACUGCACACCCCCAUGUACUUCUUCAUCUGUCACCUGGCCACCGUCGACAUAGCGUAUGCCUGCAACACGGUGCCCCAGAUGCUGGCCAACCUCCUGAGGCCAGCCCGGCCCAUCUCCUUUGCUGGCUGCAUGACACAGACCUUUCUCUUCUUGACUUUUGCUCACAACGAGUGUCUUCUCCUGGUGGUGAUGUCCUGUGAUCGGUACAUGGCCAUCUGCCAUCCGCUUCGGUAUUCUGCCAUCAUGAGCUGGAGAGUCUGCAUCACCCUGGCAGUGACUUCCUGGACUUCGGCAGCCCUCCUGGCCCUAGAAGAUAUGGUGUUACUCUUACCAUUGCCCUUCUGUGGGCCUCAGAAAGUGAAUCACUUUUUCUGUGAAAUUCUAGCCAUUCUCAAACUUGCCUGUGCAGAUACCCACCUUAACGAGAUUAUAGUUUUGGUCAGGGCAGUGUUGGUGCUGGUGGGACCACUGUCCGCAGUUGUGGUAUCGUACGGCCACAUUCUGCGUGCCGUCCUGAAGAUCCAGUCGGGGGAGGGGCGCCGGAAAGCUUUCUCCACCUGCUCCUCCCACCUCUGCGUGGUCGGGCUCUUUUAUGGCACAGCCAUUGUCAUGUAUGUUGGGCCCCAACACGGGGACCCCCAGGAGCAGAAGAAGUAUCUCCUCCUCUUUCACAGCCUUUUCAAUCCCAUGCUCAAUCCCCUGAUCUACAGUCUGAGGAACAGAGAAGUCAGCGCUGCUCUGAAAAGGCGGCUUGAAAAGGAGAGACCCUCAUGA